Molecule: messenger RNA, 19682 nt
Organism: Cheilinus undulatus (humphead wrasse)
Lineage: Eukaryota; Metazoa; Chordata; Actinopteri; Labriformes; Labridae
Product: microtubule-associated protein futsch-like
Exons: 22
Coding region: 63-17360 (5765 amino acids)
Source: RefSeq, a predicted model, not a curated record
AGCUGAUCAAGCCUGAGAUAAGUAAAACUACUCUCAAAGAAGAAUUACCAAUCCAGAAGGUCAUGGAGCAGACUGCAUCUGCUGUUGGUGAAAAAACUACACCUGUACCACCUAGGAAAAAGUCCAAGACUUCAACUGCUGCCACUGAGUCUGGACAAACUAAGGUAGAGCCUGAUGUUAUGAAAAGUACAACUGCUCAAGUGUCACAGAAAGAAUUGACAGGAACUGCACCCAAGGAAGAAAGAAAGAAAAUAGCAACUAUUGUUCUAGAUGCUGAAACAGCUGCUUCAGAAAGUGAGAUUUUACCACCCAAGCGAAAGUCUAAAACUAAGGAUACAAAACCAUCUGAGGCUGACAAGUCAGAAGAUAACAAGUCAGAACCUGAUGGAAUGAAGUCCUCUUCAACCCCACAGGGUGGCCCAGAACCAACAGAAACUAUUGUUGUAAAAGAAACUGAGCUUUCUGCAACAAAACGCUCAAAGGGUACAAAGCUCUCCCCAGAACAUGCUGCCAAGGAAGUAACAGAGACCAAGUUGAUAACUGAAACUGCUGUUGAGGAAGAACCAAAGAAUAUAGCAACAAUAAUUCUUGAUGAACCGGAGACAUCCACUAGUCUCACAGUUACAUCUGAAGUUGUACCCCCGCGGAGGAAGGCAAAGGGUACAGAGGUUUCCACAGUUCCAGAGAGAGAACAAAAUCAGUUGAUACCACCCAAGAGAAAAUCAAAGGGUUCUGAACUCCCUCUUAAAUCUGCUGACCCUGUUGAACCACAGGAAAGAGAAGAGCUAGAAGGUCAGAAACUUAAAGGUCCUGCUGACCAAAAUAAAACUGUUGUUUCUGAAGAAGCAAAGAUGGUACCAGCUAGAAGAAAGACAAAGAAUGGUGAACCUUUGACAACUUCUAAGACAGUAACUCCAAUUGAAUUACCUGAUGUAGAAAGCAAACAAACCAAAAAGGAACUUAAUCUAAAGUCUUCUACUACAGAGGUAGUAACAGGACCACCUAAAAAGACCGAUGCAGACAAAGGAAAGCUUUCACCAACCAAAAGAAAGUCAAAAGGUGAAAAAUUGUCUCAAAAGAUGGAAACAUCCGUGGUGGAUGAAAGCGGCACUCAGAAAACUGAGGCUGCUGUUGUGCAGGAAACUAUUGAUGAACUGAUCAGGAAAUCCAAGGAGGAGCUUGAAAGCAAACUGCCCACUUCAACUGAAGAGUUCAUCACAGUUGUAACUGAGAAGAUUGUCAUCAAAGGAGAGCUUGAGGGUGAUGUCACUGAUGCCAUGGUGGAAGAGACUAAAGUAAUACCUAUUCAGAGGAGGUCUAAGGAAAGUCCAGACAGUCAGAAACCAUCAUCUGAAGAGGUCAUCAAACGACUGACUGAGACUGCUGUUAGAGGAGAGGGUCUGAAAAUCUCCCCGAAACCUGUAACUGUUGAGCUGAAAACUGCCAAGGUAGAUGCUGAAAGUCAGAGGCAAACUAGAUCUCCAGGAGCAAUCACAACAACACCAGAGAGUCAGAAAAGUGAGGCUGCUCUUGUACAGGAAACUAUUGAUGAACUUGUCAAGAAGUCCAAGGAGGAGCUUGAAAGCACACUGCCCACUUCAGCUGAAGAGUUCAUCACAGUUGUAACUGAGAACAUUGUCAUCAAAGGUGGGCUUGAGGGUGAUGUCACAGAUGCCAUAGUGGAAGAGACUAAAGUAAUUCCAAUCCAGAGGAGGUCAAAGCAAGGCCCAGAGAGUCAGAGACCAACACCAUCAGAGGAGGCUGUCAAGAGACUGACUGAGACUGCUGUUAGAGGAGAGGGUAUGAAACUUUCCCAGAAACCUGGUACUGUUGAGCUGAAAACUGCCAAGGUAGAUGCUGAAAGUCAGAGGCAAACUGCAUCUCCAGGCGGGGUCACAACACUAUCUGAAAUCACAAAAACCACAACUGAGAUUCAGCAGCGAUAUCUGGUCCUCGAUCUGCCUGAGAUGGGGUCCACCCAGAUAAGUCAGAGGAUGGCAUAUAAACCAGAGAAAGAGCCUGUGGCAGGAACUGAAAGUAAACCAUCCACUACAGCUGAAGAGUUCAUCACAGUUGUAACUGAAAAGAUUGUCAUCAAAGGAGAGCUUGAGGGUGAUGUCACUGAUGCCAUAGUGGAAGAGACUAAGGUAAUUCCAAUCCAGAGGAGGCCGAAGCAAGGCCCAGACAGUCAGAGACCAAUGCCAUCAGAGGAGGUUGUCAAGAGACUGACUGAGACUGCUGUUAGAGGAGAGGGUAUGAAACUCUCCCAGAAACCUGAGCUGAAAACUGCCAAGGUAGAUGCUGAAAGUCAGAGGCAAACUAGAUCUCCAGGAGCAGUCACAACAACACCAGAGAGUCAGAAAAGUGAGGCUGCUCUUGUACAAGAAAAUAUUGAUGAGCAGGUGAAGAAGUCCAAGGAGGAGCUUGAAAGCAAACUGCCCACUUCCGCUGAAGAGUUCAUCACAGUUGUCACUGAGAACAUUGUCAUCAAAGGUGGGCUUGAGGGUGAUGUCACUGAUGCCGUAGUGGAAAAGACUAAAGUAAUUCCAAUCCAAAGGAGAUCAAAGAAAGGUCCAGACAGUCAAAAAACAACACCAUCAGAGGAGGUUGUCAAGAGACUGACUGAGACUGCUGUUAGAGGAGAGGGUAUGAAACUUUCCCCGAAACCUGGUACUGUUGAGCUGAAAACUGCCAAGGUAGAUUCUGAAAGUCAGAGGCAAACUAGAUCUCCAGGAGCAGUCACAACAGCACCAGAGAGUCAGAAAAGUGAGGCUGCUCUUGUACAGGAAACUACUGAUGAACUUGUCAAGAAGUCCAGGGAGGAGCUUGAAAGCAAACUGCCCACUUCUGCAGAAGAGUUCAUCACAGUUGUAACUGAGAACAUUGUCAUCAAAGGUGGGCUUGAGGGUGAUGUCACUGAUGCGGUAGUGGAAGAGACUAAAGUAAUUCCAAUCCUGAGGAGAUCAAAGAAAGGCCCAGACAGUCAAAAAACAACACCAUCAGAGGAGGUUGUCAAGAGACUGACUGAGACUGCUGUUAGAGGAGAGGGUAUGAAACUUUCCCAGAAACCUGGAACUGUUGAACUGAAAACUGCCAAGGUAGAUGCUGAAAGUCAGAGGCAAACUAGAUCUCCAGGAGCAGUCACAACAACACCAGAGAGUCAGAAAAGUGAGGCUGCUCUUGUACAGGAAACUAUUGAUGAACUUGUCAAGAAGUCCAAGGAGGAGCUUGAAAGCAAACUGCCCACUUCAGCUGAAGAGUUCAUCACAGUUGUAACUGAGAACAUUGUCAUCAAAGGUGGGCUUGAGGGUGAUGUCACUGAUGCCAUAGUGGAAGAGACUAAAGUAAUUCCAAUCCAGAGGAGGUCAAAGCAAGGCCCAGAUAGUCAGAGACCAACACCAUCAGAGGAGGCUGUCAAGAGACUGACUGAGACUGCUGUUAGAGGAGAGGGUAUGAAACUUUCCCAGAAACCUGGUACUGUUGAGCUGAAAACUGCCAAGGUAGAUGCUGAAAGUCAGAGGCAAACUGCAUCUCCAGGUGGGGUCACAACACUAUCUGAAAUCACAAAAACCACAACUGAGAUUCAGCAGCGAUAUCUGGUCCUCGAUCUGCCUGAGAUGGGGUCCACCCAGAUAAGUCAGAGGAUGGCAUAUAAACCAGAGAAAGAGCCUGUGGCAGGAACUGAAAGUAAACCAUCCACUACAGCUGAAGAGUUCAUCACAGUUGUAACUGAAAAGAUUGUCAUCAAAGGAGAGCUUGAGGGUGAUGUCACUGAUGCCAUAGUGGAAGAGACUAAAGUAAUUCCAAUCCAGAGGAGGCCGAAGCAAGGCCCAGACAGUCAGAGACCAAUGCCAUCAGAGGAGGUUGUCAAGAGACUGACUGAGACUGCUGUUAGAGGAGAGGGUAUGAAACUCUCCCAGAAACCUGAGCUGAAAACUGCCAAGGUAGAUGCUGAAAGUCAGAGGCAAACUAGAUCUCCAGGAGCAAUCACAACAACACCAGAGAGUCAGAAAAGUGAGGCUGCUCUUGUACAAGAAAAUAUUGAUGAGCAGGUGAAGAAGUCCAAGGAGGAGCUUGAAAGCACACUGCCCACUUCCGCUGAAGAGUUCAUCACAAUUGUCACUGAGAACAUUGUCAUCAAAGGUGGGCUUGAGGGUGAUGUCACUGAUGCCGUAGUGGAAAAGACUAAAGUAAUUCCAAUCCAAAGGAGAUCAAAGAAAGGUCCAGACAGUCAAAAAACAACACCAUCAGAGGAGGUUGUCAAGAGACUGACUGAUACUGCUGUUAGAGGAGAGGGUAUGAAACUUUCCCAGAAACCUGGAACUGUUGAACUGAAAACUGCCAAGGUAGAUGCUGAAAGUCAGAGGCAAACUAGAUCUCCAGGAGCAAUCACAACAACACCAGAGAGUCAGAAAAGUGAGGCUGCUCUUGUACAGGAAACUAUUGAUGAACUUGUCAAGACGUCCAAGGAGGAGCUUGAAAGCACACUGCCCACUUCAGCUGAAGAGUUCAUCACAGUUGUAACUGAGAACAUUGUCAUCAAAGGUGGGCUUGAGGGUGAUGUCACUGAUGCCGUAGUUGAAGAGACUAAAGUAAUUCCAAUCCAGAGGAGAUCAAAGAAAGGUCCAGAAAGUCAAAAAACAACACCAUCAGAGGAGGUUGUCAAGAGACUGACUGAGACUGCUGUUAGAGGAGAGGGUAUGAAACUUUCCCAGAAACCUGGAACUGUUGAGCUGAAAACUGCCAAGGUAGAUGCUGAAAGUCAGAGGCAAACUAGAUCUCCAGGAGCAGUCACAACAAUACCAGAGAGUCAGAAAAGUGAGGCUGCUCUUGUACAAGAAACUAUUGAUGAGCAGGUGAAGAAGUCCAAGGAGGAGCUUGAAAGCAAACUGCCCACUUCAGCUGAAGAGUUCAUCACAGUUGUCACUGAGAAAAUUGUCAUCAAAGGUGGGCUUGAGGGUGAUGUCACUGAUGCGGUAGUGGAAGAGACUAAAGUAAUUCCAAUCCAAAGGAGAUCAAAGAAAGGUCCAGACAGUCAAAAAACAACACCAUCAGAGGAGGUUGUCAAGAGACUGACUGAGACUGCUGUUAGAGGAGAGGGUAUGAAACUUUCCCCGAAACCUGGUACUGUUGAGCUGAAAACUGCCAAGGUAGAUGCUGAAAGUCAGAGGCAAACUAGAUCUCCAGGAGCAAUCACAACAACACCAGAAUGUCAGAAAAGUGAGGCUGCUCUUGUACAAGAAACUAUUGUUGAGCAGGUGAAGAAGUCCAAGGAGGAGCUUGAAAGCACACUGCCCACUUCAGCUGAGGAGUUCAUCACAGUUGUAACUGAGAACAUUGUCAUCAAAGGUGGGCUUGAGGGUGAUGUCACUGAUGCCAUAGUGGAAGAGACUAAAGUAAUUCCAAUCCAGACGAGGUCAAAGCAAGGCCCAGACAGUCACAGACCAACACCAUCAGAGGACGUUGUCAAGAGACUGACUGAGACUGCUGUUAGAGGAGAGGGUAUGAAACUUUCCCAGAAACCCGGAACUGUUGAGCUGAAAACUGCCAAGGUAGAUGCUGAAAGUCAGAGGCAAACUAGAUCUCCAGGAGCAAUCACAACAACACCAGAGAGUCAGAAAAGUGAGGCUGCUCUUGUACAAGAAACUAUUGAUGAGCAGGUGAAGAAGUCCAAGGAGGAGCUUGAAAGCAAACUGCCCACUUCAGCUGAAGAGUUCAUCACAGUUGUAACUGAGAACAUUGUCAUCAAAGGUGGGCUUGAGGGUGAUGUCACUGAUGCGGUAGUGGAAGAGACUAAAGUAAUUCCAAUCCUGAGGAGGUCAAAGCAAGGUCCAGACAGUCAGAGACCAACACCAUCAGAGGAGGUUGUCAAGAGACUGACUGAGACUGCUGUUAGAGGAGAGGGUAUGAAACUUUCCCCGAAACCUGGAACUGCUGAGCUGAAAACUGCCAAGGUAGAUGCUGAAAGUCAGAGGCAAACUAGAUCUCCAGGAGCAAUCACAACAACACCAGAGAGUCAGAAAAGUGAGGCUGCUUUUGUACAAGAAAGUACCGAUGAGCUUGUCAAGAAGACCAAGGAGGAGCUUGAAAGCACACGGCCCACUUCAGCUGAAGAGUUCAUCACAGUUGUAACUGAGAACACUGUCAUCAAAGGUGGGCUUGAGGGUGAUGUCACUGACGCUGUAGCAGAAGAGACUAAAGUAAUUCCAAUCCAGAGGAGAUCAAAGAAAGGUCCAGACAGUCAAAAAACAACACCAUCAGAGGAGGUUGUCAAGAGACUGACUGAGACUGCUGUUAGAGGAGAGGGUAUGAAACUUUCCCAGAAACCUGGAACUGUUGAGCUGAAAACUGCCAAGGUAGAUGCUGAAAGUCAGAGGCAAACUAGAUCUCCAGGAGCAGUCACAACAGCACCAGAGAGUCAGAAAAGUGAGGCUGCUCUUGUACAAGAAAGUAUUGAUGAUCUGGUGAAGAAGUCCAAGGAGGAGCUUGAAAGCAAACUGCCCACUUCAGCUGAAGAGUUCAUCACAGUUGUCACUGAGAACAUUGUCAUCAAAGGUGGGCUUGAGGGUGAUGUCACUGAUGCCGUAGUUGAAGAGACAAAAGUAAUUCCAAUCCAGACGAGGUCAAAGCAAGGUCCAGAAAGUCAAAAAACAACACCAUCAGAGGAGGUUGUCAAGAGACUGACUGAGACUGCUGUUAGAGGAGAGGGUAUGAAACUUUCCCAGAAACCUGGAACUGUUGAGCUGAAAACUGCCAAGGUAGAUGCUGAAAGUCAGAGGCAAACUAGAUCUCCAGGAGUAAUCACAACAACACCAAAGAGUCAGAAAAGUGAGGCUGCUCUCGUACAAGAAACUAUUGAUGAGCUUGUCAAGAAGUCCAAGGAGGAGCUUGAAAGCACACUGCCCACUUCAGCUGAAGAGUUCAUCACAGUUGUCACUGAGAAAAUUGUCAUCAAAGGUGGGCUUGAGGGUGAUGUCACUGACGCUGUAGCAGAAGAGACUAAAGUAAUUCCAAUCCAGAGGAGAUCAAAGAAAGGCCCAGACAGUCAGAAAACAACACCAUCAGAGGAGGUUGUCAAGAGACUGACUGAGACUGCUGUUAGAGGAGAGGGUAUGAAACUUUCCCAGAAACCUGGAACUGUUGAACUGAAAACUGCCAAGGUAGAUGCUGAAAGUCAGAGGCAAACUAGAUCUCCAGGAGCAAUCACAACAACACCAGAAUGUCAGAAAAGUGAGGCUGCUCUUGUACAAGAAACUAUUGUUGAGCAGGUGAAGAAGUCCAAGGAGGAGCUUGAAAGCACACUGCCCACUUCAGCUGAGGAGUUCAUCACAGUUGUAACUGAGAACAUUGUCAUCAAAGGUGGGCUUGAGGGUGAUGUCACUGAUGCCGUAGUUGAAGAGACUAAAGUAAUUCCAAUCCAGAGGAGGUCAAAGCAAGGCCCAGACAGUCAGAGACCAACACCAUCAGAGGAGGUUGUCAAAAGAUUAACUGAGACUGCUUCUAGAGAAAUUCAUAGACAACCAAAAGUUGAACCUGAUAAGAACAGGCAACCUGCUCUCAAGGAUGACAGUCCAGUUAGUAAGAUGCUAACUCUUGAGGUCAGUGGAACCAUUCAAGAACUCCCAGGAAAAAAAGUGGCCACAUUUAUUCUGGACACGCCUGACAGUCUUGUACAGAUAGUUGAUACUAAACCAUUGAUCAGCAGCGAGGGUAAACCUCUUGCCUCUCCUGUGCUAUUGAAGGCUGAUACCACUUCAAGGCAAUCACCUGGAAAAGUGGGUACAAAACCUCUACAUUCUGAAGUACAGGAGACAAAAGACAGAUCUACAGAAGCCCUGGAACCAACCACCACCAAGUCAACGGAAAAAGGCUUGAGUUUAAUUUCUCAAACCCAACCACCUACUUUGCCAAGGUGUACUGACAAACCUCAAGAGGCAGGUAUUGUGGAUAACCUAACACAAAACACAGCUGAGCUUCAGCAGAGAUAUUUGGUUCUUGAUCUGCCUGAGAUGGGGUCCACCCAGAUAAGUCAGAGGAUGGCAUCUAAACCAAAUAAAGAGCCUGUGGCAGGAACUGAAAGUAAACCAUCCAAUGCAGCUGAAGAGUUCAUCACAGUUGUAACUGAAAAGAUUGUCAUCAAAGGUGGGCUUGAGGGUGAUGUCACUGAUGCUGUAGCAGAAGAGACUAAAGUAAUUCCAAUCCAGAGGAGAUCAAAGAAAGGUCCAGACAGUCAAAAAACAACACCAUCAGAGGAGGUUGUCAAGAGACUGACUGAGACUGCUGUUAGAGGAGAGGGUAUGAAACUUUCCCAGAAACCUGGAACUGCUGAGCUGAAAACUGCCAAGGUAGAUGCUGAAAGUCAGAGGCAAACUAGAUCUCCAGGAGCAAUCACAACAACACCAGAGAGUCAGAAAAGUGAGGCUGCUUUUGUACAAGAAAGUACCGAUGAGCUUGUCAAGAAGUCCAAGGAGGAGCUUGAAAGCACACGGCCCACUUCAGCUGAAGAGUUCAUCACAGUUGUAACUGAGAACACUGUCAUCAAAGGUGGGCUUGAGGGUGAUGUCACUGACGCUGUAGCAGAAGAGACUAAAGUAAUUCCAAUCCAGAGGAGAUCAAAGAAAGGUCCAGACAGUCAAAAAACAACACCAUCAGAGGAGGUUGUCAAGAGACUGACUGAGACUGCUGUUAGAGGAGAGGGUAUGAAACUUUCCCAGAAACCUGGAACUGUUGAGCUGAAAACUGCCAAGGUAGAUGCUGAAAGUCAGAGGCAAACUAGAUCUCCAGGAGCAGUCACAACAGCACCAGAGAGUCAGAAAAGUGAGGCUGCUCUUGUACAAGAAAGUAUUGAUGAUCUGGUGAAGAAGUCCAAGGAGGAGCUUGAAAGCACACGGCCCACUUCAGCUGAAGAGUUCAUCACAGUUGUCACUGAGAACAUUGUCAUCAAAGGUGGGCUUGAGGGUGAUGUCACUGAUGCCGUAGUUGAAGAGACAAAAGUAAUUCCAAUCCAGACGAGGUCAAAGCAAGGUCCAGAAAGUCAAAAAACAACACCAUCAGAGGAGGUUGUCAAGAGACUGACUGAGACUGCUGUUAGAGGAGAGGGUAUGAAACUUUCCCAGAAACCUGGAACUGUUGAGCUGAAAACUGCCAAGGUAGAUGCUGAAAGUCAGAGGCAAACUAGAUCUCCAGGAGUAAUCACAACAACACCAAAGAGUCAGAAAAGUGAGGCUGCUCUCGUACAAGAAACUAUUGAUGAGCUUGUCAAGAAGUCCAAGGAGGAGCUUGAAAGCACACUGCCCACUUCAGCUGAAGAGUUCAUCACAGUUGUCACUGAGAAAAUUGUCAUCAAAGGUGGGCUUGAGGGUGAUGUCACUGACGCUGUAGCAGAAGAGACUAAAGUAAUUCCAAUCCAGAGGAGAUCAAAGAAAGGCCCAGACAGUCAGAAAACAACACCAUCAGAGGAGGUUGUCAAGAGACUGACUGAGACUGCUGUUAGAGGAGAGGGUAUGAAACUUUCCCAGAAACCUGGAACUGUUGAACUGAAAACUGCCAAGGUAGAUGCUGAAAGUCAGAGGCAAACUAGAUCUCCAGGAGCAAUCACAACAACACCAGAGAGUCAGAAAAGUGAGGCUGCUCUUGUACAGGAAACUAUUGAUGAUCUGGUGAAGAAGUCCAAGGAGGAGCUUGAAAGCAAACUGCCCACUUCAGCUGAAGAGUUCAUCACAGUUGUCACUGAGAACAUUGUCAUCAAAGGUGGGCUUGAGGGUGAUGUCACUGAUGCGGUAGUGGAAGAGACUAAAUUAAUUCCAAUCCAGAGGAGGUCAAAGCAAGGCCCAGACAGUCAGAAAACAACACCAUCAGAGGAGGUUGUCAAGAGACUGACUGAGACUGCUGUUAGAGGAGAGGGUAUGAAACUUUCCCCGAAACCUGGUACUGUUGAGCUGAAAACUGCCAAGGUAGAUGCUGAAAGUCAGAGGCAAACUAGAUCUCCAGGAGCAAUCACAACAACACCAGAGAGUCAGAAAAGUGAGGCUGCUCUUGUACAAGAAACUAUUGAUGAUCUGGUGAAGAAGUCCAAGGAGGAGCUUGAAAGCAAACUGCCCACUUCAGCUGAAGAGUUCAUCACAGUUGUCACUGAGAAAAUUGUCAUCAAAGGUGGGCUUGAGGGUGAUGUCACUGAUGCCGUAGUUGAAGAGACUAAAGUAAUUCCAAUCCAGACGAGGUCAAAGCAAGGUCCAGAAAGUCAAAAAACAACACCAUCAGAGGAGGUUGUCAAGAGACUGACUGAUACUGCUGUUAGAGGAGAGGGUAUGAAACUUUCCCAGAAACCUGGAACUGUUGAACUGAAAACUGCCAAGGUAGAUGCUGAAAGUCAGAGGCAAACUAGAUCUCCAGGAGCAAUCACAACAACACCAGAGAGUCAGAAAAGUGAGGCUGCUCUUGUACAGGAAACUAUUGAUGAUCUGGUGAAGAAGUCCAAGGAGGAGCUUGAAAGCAAACUGCCCACUUCAGCUGAAGAGUUCAUCACAGUUGUCACUGAGAAAAUUGUCAUCAAAGGUGGGCUUGAGGGUGAUGUCACUGAUGCCGUAGCAGAAGAGACUAAAGUAAUUCCAAUCCAGAGGAGGUUAAAGAAUUGCCCAGACAGUCAGAGACCAACACCAUCAGAGGAGGUUGUCAAGAGACUGACUGAGACUGCUGCUAGAGGAGAGGGUAUGAAUCUCUCCCAGAAACCUGACCAAACUGAAGUACCAACACCUGAGACUAAAGCUGCGGAGGAGAGCCCGGUUAAAGUUGAGGAUAUCCAGAUGAAGCAUGAAGUUCGUGUCCUACAGCUUGAUGUACCUGCUGGCAAGACGCAGACGAAAGACGCAUUUGUUUCAGGAGGAGACGAACCAAGGAUAGACAAUGUUCAGAGUGAUAAACUACCAGAGACCAAAGGUACUUUAACUGCUGAUAUAACUGUAGAGAAAGGUGCUGUUCAAGUGACAACAAUAAAAUUGCAGGAAAGGAACAUUGAAAAUAAAAACAGCGCUCUGAAGGACUCUACUCAACCAACUGCGCCAAAUUCACAACAAUUGCAACCACGUGAGACAGAGACAGAAAUCAUUGAAUUAAGCUUAUAUGAGCAAGAUAAAGCAACGCCAAGCCAAGCUGGAGCCAAAACCAAACUUUUUAAAACCACACAGGACAGACCUGCAGUGGCAAAAGGGAUGCAGAUGGAGCAUCCUGAAGUACCAAUGCUUGGUAUGACUGAUGAACCUUUUGGCUUUGAUGAAACUGGUAAAAGGUUUAGGAUGGAAAAAGUCCAGAUGGGGCCUGAGGUGCAAAUCCUAGAGCUGGACAUAAUGACGGGUCAAGAUGACAAGGAAACAUCCAUCACAAUAGCGAAAGAGCCUAGAGCAAAUAUAGUUCAAACAAGUACAGAGCGUGAAAUGAAAGAGAAACCUGUCAGUAUGAAGACAAUCCAGAAGGAGGCAAAAAUCCCUGGUUUAAGCUCAUCUGAAGGUGAAAAGUUGAAAUCCAGCCCAAGAGUAACAAAGGAAAAAAUCAAAACAACUCAGGAUAAGGAUGAACUUACCCCUGAUGUGCAGCCUGACAAAUCUACAGUUAAAACAGUGACAGUACAAGUGCAAGAAACCAUCACCCAACCCCUCUCUGGGCCCAGUUUGGUACCAGGAGUCCAAACAGAGAGAGAAAUAAAAGAUGUAGUGGAAAAGAAACAAGAACUGAAAGAUAGGGAGAAAAGUAUAACUCAGAAGGAGGGAAAGGAAAAAAUGGACAAAAUGGAAACCCAACCAACGGCAACAACCACAACCAGUGGAGAAGUGAGGCUUCAUUCGCCACAGAAGCAGGUGUACAAGACUGACGAGGUAUUGCCAACAUCACUGCAGGCAGUUCAGAAAUCCACAGCUGCCAUUUCCUGGGGUGAGACAACCCUGUUGGAAGGAUUGCCACCCCAGGAAAAGAAAAUUCAGGCCGAGGCAAGUGCUGUAAAGACUGAGAAACCUGUUCUGGAAGAACCAGAGGGAUCCGCCAUGAGGAAUAUCUUCAAAGAAAUACAGCUACGCACAGGAUCUGGACCAAGCAGUCCACUGACUGAGGGAAAACCGGUGAUGGAUACUCCAGAGGGUCUAAUUCCAUCCACCAGUGAUCUAGACAGUUGUCUCAACAGGGUGGUUUCUAAAGUCCUGAGCUGCAAGACCCAACCAGGAGAGCUCAGCCCAUCAUCCAUGGCCCAACAGCUGGAGGAGGCUCAGAAAUGUCGCAAGAUGGCUGUGGAACAAAUGACACUGCUCUCUCAGCUGAGAGGAUCUGAUGCUGAGAACAGAGAAGCUCUGGAUCAGGUGGAAGACCAGUUGAGUACUGCAAUACAGGAUGCAACAGCUGUCAUCAAAAGUAAAGAGGCCCAGCUGCAGGACGUGACAGAGUACUGCAAGCAGAACAAAGCAGCAGAAACAGCGCUGGAGAAACUGGCAGCUGACCUGGAUGCUGUUAAGACGUCCCCAGAGGAGAGCAGCUCACAGGAGGCCAAGCGACUGAACUCCUUACAAAAAAGUAUGGAGGGGAACAGAACAGUACUUGGACAGUUGCUCUUAGCCCAUACCAAGGUAUGUCCUCACCUGAGUCAGUCAGAAAAAGCCACUGCAGAGACUGAUCACAAGAACCUACAACAGAAGUGGAGGGACCUGGAAAGAGCUGUGGAGAGGUCCAUUUAUCACACAAAUAUGCAUUCUCAAGAGACCAACUCCCUUCUGUUGGAGAUAGAAAGUCUUCAGGAAGAUUUGGAGGGAACCAACAAAGACCUUAAAGCUAUGUCUCCUUCAGGUGCUCCAUGGGAUUGCAAGAAGGCACAGCAGCUGAUGGUGGCAAAUGCUGAGGUAAAUGCUGCCAAGCAAAAAUACAAUAAUCUGCAGCAGCAGUUAGAGGCACUACUCCCCAGCUCACGUUGGGAGACGGAAACAAAAAAGAUAGAGCAGGAGCUUCAGAAGGUGAAAGACCAGCUGUCCCACACAGAGGAACUGGUGUCCUCCCAGACGCAGAACAGCAGCAACCCCACUAUGGAGAAGAUCAUCGUGGUGAUGAGGGACGGACUUGCCUGGGCAAAGCAAACAGAGAGUGACAUUGGGGGUAGGACAAAGAGGGUGGCUCUUCUGCCUGAGGAGGUGCACCAGCAGCUUAAAGAUCUGAAGAAGCUGCAGUCUGAGGUCCUAGCCAAACAGGGCCAACUGGAGUCUCUGGUGGAGGAGGUGACAGAGCUUCUUCCACAGUUGGAUCAGGCUGAGGAGGUUCCUAUGGUGCGCAAAUCUCUGGAAUCCCUUGAAGAUCUCUCAAAGUCAACAACUGAGAAGCUAGCCAAGGCUGUAAGAGAAACUGAGUCAGGACUUCAAACCAGAGAGAAGCUGUCAGAGCAGAUUGCUGACCUGGACUCCUGGGUUGUGGCUCAGCUUCAAAGAGAGGCUUCCAGGAGCAUCGACACUGAGCUCAGGAGUCCUACAGAGUUUGAUCGCAGAGUUCGUCAAAUCCAAGAUACCCUGGCAGAAGCUGAGAAGCAGUCUGCUGUCGGGGAGGCUCUGCUAAUGAAGAGUAAAGACAUUGCCUCAGAACUUAGCAUCACAGAGAACUGUCAGCUUUAUGACAAGCUUACCAACCUCAAAGAGGACAUCCAGGCCAUCAGCAGCUAUGAGAAGGCCAACCAGAAGGAGCUGGACUCACUCACUCAGACUGUAGAGACAAGCAAGAGAAACCUGGUAGCAACUGAGAAAAGUCUAAAGCAGAUGUUAGUGGAUCUGAAUAGGCACAAGUUUCCAAUCACAAGAGAGUCCCUGCAAGCAUUUGAGCCUUUUAAACAGAUGAUUUUGGAGCACAAGUCUCAGGUUGACCUUCUGCAACCAUGGAUUCCUCAAGAAAAAUCAAAGGAGUUAUACUCAAUUAUUUCUGAGCUUCACAGCAAAAUGGUCGCCCUGGAAACGAAAGUCAAAGAUCAUGAGGGAUACUUGAACACGAGGCAGUUUUUGGAAGACCUUAGGGAGAAUGUUCAGGAGCAGGUCCCUCACACAAAAGAUGACAGCAGGGACAUGGAGGAAAAGUAUAAAGUCUGUCAGACACUUCUGGUCCAGUUCCCUCUGAUGAGAUAUUUAUCCAAGGAGGCUCAUUCCAAACUCCAGACAAUCUCUGCUGACCUGUACCCCUCCCAGCUGAACGCAGAGCGACAAAGGCUGAAACAGAACGAGGACACCAAUGACACCUUGGAGAUGACACUCUACAACAACCUCAGCAUCAUAGAGAGGAACCUGCUGAAGGAGCUGGACCUGAACACAGAGAGGGAAGCAACCAGAGUGUUUCUCCAGAAUAUUCAGCAGGAGCUCCAAACACUUCCAACAUUGGAGCCAAAUGAUACAACAAUUGAUAAUGAAUACCGGAGACUCAUCUCUUUGAAAAAGAAUGUAGAGUCAAGGGUGAGAGCACUGGAGGUUCUGGAGCAAAAGAAAGGAGACAAAAAAGGCCGUGGAUCUCGAGAUGUGAUGGUCCUGAAGAAAAUAAUCCUCAGUGAAUGUGACAAACAAAUGCUGGAAAUCUCCAAAGCCAAAGAGUAUUUCAGAAACUACAUAUCUGCUGUGAAACAAGCAGCCCAGUUCCUGAGAGGCAUUGAAGUCUCUCUCCUGCCACCUCACGGCUCUUCUGGCCCCUGCUCUGAAAGGGUGGAGGAGACACAGCAGUCUUUGGAAACACUGCAGCAGCAGUUCCAGACUCAUGUGGAGAAUCUACAGAGCCAGAAUGUCCUCCAUCCUUACCUGUCCCCUCAGAAGGUGGAGCAGCUCCAGGAGAAUAUUCUGAGUCAGCUCCUGGUGAGGAUGUCCACUAUUCAGGCAAAGGGGCAUGUACACCUGGAUCGCCUGAGCAGGUGUGCUGAAAACCACAAGAAGUACACCAAGUGUCAUGAUGAAAUCAUGAAGAGUUUGAGGAGUGCAGAGAACAACCUUUCACACUACAUCUGUCAGAAAGUCACCUGUCUAGCCGACUGCACUGACCAGCAAGCCAAGCUUAAAGCUUUGUCGGAGGAGGUUGAGGUGCUGCAGAAGCGUCUGGAAGAGCUGAAGGAGUGGUGCCCAGAGCAGAGCUGUUGUGGAGGCAGGGUGACCAACAUGACUGCUCUCUGGAAACGACUAGCAAGACUACGCCGCUGUACACUGUGGCUGUCAGCCCGGAGUACACAGAGAGUCAAUGAAUGGAGCAAAAUCACCAACAGCGUUGAGAAGGCCUCAACUGUCCUAGACCAGGUGGAGAAGGAGCUUCCUGAUAGCUCUAAGGUUAAAGCCUCAACUGAGGAGCUUCAGGACCUGCUGCAGCCCUGGGAACAGUACCAGGACAGGCUGGACUGUGAACAUCGUGCCCUGUCUGCACUGGAACUGCGCACUGCUAGACUGGUUGGCGUCCCCGCCCACCUUGAGCAGGCUCCUUCUAUUCCAAUCUGUCAGAGACUGCAGGCAAUGCAAGGUCGAUAUGGCAGUGUGAAGCAGAGGAGCAUGCAGGGUUUGGAGGCCGCCCGUUUGGAGCUGGAGGAGAGAGAAAAGGUUCGGGAAGAGCUGCAGGGCAUCAAGGUCUGGAUGGAGGCUGCAAACGGUGUUCUGUCAGAGAUGGAGAAGACGGGCAGCACACAGCAGCUACAGGAGGUUCAUAGCCAGAUGUGUACCCAGAAGGCUUUGCUCCAGCGCAUCAUGGAGAGCCUGAGAAUGAAGUACACAGACAUGAACACUCCAGUCCCGGUCGAGAUCGAAGGCCAGCAAAAGGAGGUCAAACAGUCCCUGCAUAAAGUAGAACUGAAGGUAGGAGAGGCAGUGAAGAGGAGUGGUCCUGUCCACAGGCUGGGGGCUAAGCUGUCUGAGAUCCUGGUCGGUCUGAGGUCAGUUCAGAGAAGACUUGAACAGAGAAGCCCCUCUGUGGUCCAAGCAAAGGUCACUCAAAAGCGUGUGUGGGAUGAGCUGGAUGUGUGGCACUCGUGCAUGGCGGCACUGGAGGUGGCCAUGCAGGACUUGGAGAAGCCAGAGGAGGCAUUGAGCCUCACAGAGAGGUUGGUGGAGGUCCAGCAGCUCCACUCUCAGCUUGCUAAACAGGCGGAGCAGAGGACCACCCUCCUCAGCAAGAUCCACAUGUGGCUUCAGGAGCAUCAGGAGAUGAUCAAGAGUUCUAAAAGCUGGAUGUCUGAGGCUCAAACAUGGCUUGCAUCUCCUUGCACCUACACCACCGCUAAAGAUCUGAGCAGCCAUGUUCAAGCUCUGAAGACGGUGCUUAAUGACUCGGCACAGAUCCGAAGCACUCUGCAGGGCUUCAGCUCCGUCCUUACAGAAAUGUCACAGGUUUGCGACAUCACAAAGCUUCAGGAACAGCUGAUCGAAGCCGAUCAUGAAGUGUCCAAUGUUCAGGACAGCUUUGCUGCUCCUCUGUCUCAGCUUGAGCACGCUGCUGCUGAGGUGGAAGCGAUUGAGAGUGAAGUCAGGCGAAUGGAGAACAACGUUUCGGAGAUCAAGACUUUAUUAACAUCUCCUGAGGCUUUCCCCAGUCCUAAAGAAGAAAGCCUCAAGGCUGUUGAGAAGAGAAUCCAGUCCAUGCGCAGGACGAUAGCUGAGAUCCAGAAGUGCAAACCAGGUCUUUGUCUGCCAGAGAAGGCUGAAGAGACCCUGGUCGUCUUUACCGUCGUUGACCAACUCCAGGGUUUGCUGCUUGAACUUGAGAAGAAAGUUCCGGCUCUGUUCAUCCAGCAGCCUCCAACUCCGGUCACAGCCAAAGCUCCAUCAACAACGUCUCAGCAUCCACUCCUGAAAUCUGGUUCAAAGGAUGAUGAGAAAGGAGGCACGGAGCAGGGCCAGAUCAGAAUAGCCCAUGUUGAGGAGGACGUAUUGAGGAAAUCCGGAGCUGCUCUCCUGACGGUGGAGCGUUCUUCAGCUGAACAGAGGAGGUCCUGGACACCUGAGGGCGCCAAGCAGCGGGAGCAUGGAGGCGUGCUCCAGGCUGUGGAAGCCACAGAGAAAUCAGGGAGUGAGGAGCAGAGAUUGGAAGAAGGUGGAGGAGGUGUUUUAUGGUGGCUCUGGGAUGCUUUCCUGGGCUCUUCUCCAGAGGAGCCCAUGGUGACGGUGAUAGAGGAGACAAAUGUUGACACUGAACAAAGGACUGAGCAGACUGAAGGAGCUGCACAGGGUGUUGAGGGUCCCACUGACAGCGCAGAAGCAAGUUCAUCUGAAGCUUUAUCAAAACCCCUGGGCACAGUCAGAACUCAGUCCCUGCCCGAGAGCAUGGUAAACACAACCGCCACAGUCAAAGUCUCCAAAGCCGAGUCUGCGGCCCAGCAGAGAUGUGUAGUAUCCUAGAUCUAGAACUUCUUUGACUACAACUUUUUUCUUCUUGAAGUAAGCGCUGAACGCCCAGCUUCUUCUAGAGCAUUGUGCAGAAAGUUAAACCUGGAAACAAGCCUUUGAAUUCUACUAGAUUCAGUCAUUUUUUCUUGAUCAUUUCUAAGUACUCCAGUUUAUUCAGAAACCAAAAUCAUGUAGGCCUCACCUCUUCUUAACCUGACUCUAAACCAACCCUAGAACUUCUCUCAGAUUAGGGCUGGAUUAGACUUUGUGUGCACUCUGAAAUAAAUCAUGGAAUUCCUCUUCUCGAGCGCAAACAUUUAUCUGCAGAUGGAAUUACUAAUGCUGCUUCUUUUGGAAAUAAUACUCAGCGAUUUCUCGAGAGUUGCUGUUGAAGCAUACUUUCCCUCCUAGUAAACUCUAGAAGCCCUAGCAUUUGCAAGAACCAAACCUAGAACACAACCUAUUCUAGAUCUGCAAGCUGCCUCCAUAUUCAGAGUGCCUUUUCUAGAAACCAAGCUUCCUUGAUGUCCCCUUUAUUGUCUUGAUGAACCCCUUGAGCCUUGAUUUUAAGGCUUUGUCUGGAAUAUUCAAAAGCAAGCCUUGAAACAUUAAAAUAUGUCUGAUAAAACACUGGACCUCCCACUCUUUUCCAGAUUAUAGUCUAUGAACAUUCAUUAAUAUAUAUUUUUAAUUCAAGAGUUUCAUCUAUCUUGCAAAGCCAUCUGUUGAGCUUUUCAUUUAGUCUUGACGUGACAAACAUCAGAACUCCCUGCUUUUUAUACUGUAGAUUUUAAUCUCAAGCUGAGGUUUCAUUUGUAUCUUGCUCUAGAUGUCUGCUGUCUUCUAGAUUUGACUUAUAAUCCUGUAGCCUCUUCUAGAAUCCACUCUAAAACUACAGCUGCUCAAAAGUCUGUAGAACAAGUUUUUACUUUUGUUUUGACCUUUUUUUAGAUUGAACCCCAAAGCAUUUUUCUUCUAGAUACAAACCUAAAUCUUCCAAUUCCUCCCAAUUCUACUUAUGUUGUAGAACUGAAAUCUAGUCUAGAAAAAUUGCCUUGAUUUCAUGUCCGCCUCUAGAAUCUGGUAGAAAAAACUUGCUUUUAACUUCUUCUAGAACCCCUUUUAACGACUAAACUCAGAACCUUUAACUUUAUGUAGAUUUAAACCUAGAAACUUUGUUUCCUAUAAUCAGUAGAUCAGUCUAGACCACAUUAUUCUAGCACCAAGCCUAAACCUUCAUGUUUUUUCUAGAAAUGUAUGACUUUUAUUUCUCAGUGCAUUUACAUGGCAGAAAAUUCCAGAUAUUGGCUUCUGAUUUUUGUUUACAUUGGAUGUUUGCUUAUUAAUCAGUGUUUCUUAUUGAAUUAUGGAGGAUAGAGUGUAGAGGAUAGGACUGAGUAAGGAAACCAAAAAUCUUUUUACGAGUAUUUGUGUGUUUACGUGAAGGACUACUGAGCUCGCCUUUCCUUAUGGAGUAAUUCUGCUUAUUCUUUAAUGAGUGCUCACCACUGAGAUGUGGGUAGAGAUGACUCAGCACAUUUUAUGCAACUGUAUGAGAAGUGGUUAGUGGGUGAUGGGUACGAUUACACCAAAAGAUUCAAGCAGACUGAUAGCAUUUAGCAUGUGAGGUGGAUGGUUUUUAACAUUCUGCUCUGAAAGAAGCUUCUGCAUGGACCUUAAAUCUGGUUGGUUUAUAUGUUUUUAUAAAAGGCAGAAAGAAAUGUACUAAUAGGCAUAUUCUGUAACCCAUGUUUUUAUGUAUCAUAUAAAAAAUAAUGAUAAAAAAACAUCUUUUUUGAAUGUUGACUUUUCAUGUAUUAGCUAAGCUUUUGCCAACAAAAACAGAAUAUAUCUGUUGAAAUAAACUCGUUUGUUCGCUUUCAUGCAUCUGCAAUUUGUAUUUCCAUGAGCUGAAUAUGAUCAUGAUCUGAUGGAGGUUUUAUAGUUUGGUAAAAUACCUUUAUUAAGAUGACUGUUGACCAUGAAAAUGCACUGGUUUGACAUUAUUACUGAUUAACACACUGAUGCAAGCAGGUGAAAACCACACAGCUCCAAAUUAAGUGUUAAUUUUCUGAUUGAUUAUUAAUAAGAAUUUUUUAUGGAAUUCAACAAAAGUGAUGUCACUUACAUGCUCACAUGAUUUAAGCACUUCAUCAUAAUCCAAGAAGCUGUCAUUUUUGGAGGUUUAAGGUUUUCACCUGGAAGCAGCAGUACUGAGAUGUCUUACAUUACCUGGCAUGUGCUGUACCUGUACCUUUUUCACUAUUUUUCCAUUCUGUCCACAUAUCCAAACAAAAACACAAAUACAAAUAAAGCCACAACAGUGAUCCACUC